AAAAAAACAACUAUAAAAUACGAGGCUAAUAGAAAAGUCCUAUGUAAUAUACGCAUGAGUUGAAAUGGAAAAAUAAAGGAUUUUAGUUAUGGAGAUGAACAACUGAUUUUUUUUAUUCAUUACCAGUUAAUUGCCACCGCUGACUGGUCAGUUACCCUGGCAACCUCUUAAAAAACAAUCAUGGACGCCUGUUGGGGCAGCAAUGUGUUUCUGACACGCUGAAGAAAACGUGAAGAUGUCGAGGAGUGACUUUGACAAUUACAGGAUAAGAAUGUAACGGAAUAAGGUGGUGCCUGUUUGUAAAAUGCAAACCGAGGUGCCGACUCUGCCCGUAGUGUGCUUGGAUGGAUUAAAGCGUUCAGCUAGGAAACAGAACAACGGAACAAGAUCAUCGUCAGUAGCUGUCAAGAAUCAUUCACCAUGUAAAAGUGCUGCAUAUCUUGUAUCAAAUCGAAAACAGUUACACCCAUUACUCGGUGGGCCAUAUAAAAAUACGGUACGUAUCUAUUCUUUGUCGGAGCCCUUAAAGACUGGUAGCAAAAGUGCCAUAGGGCAAAGAGUAAUGUCUGCAAAGAUGCUACGUGUCAAACAACUUCAGAAUCAGCUUGCAGACGCUCAUUAUCAUCUGAAUGAAUUGGCGAAUGAGAAUAGAUUAUUGAAAGCGUUACAAAAGAGGCAAGACUGUGCUUUAAGACGUUACGAGGGAACCAAUGCAGAAUUGCCGAGAAUCAUAAAUUCGCACCACGAAGAGCUUAGAGUAUUGCAAACUAAGUACAAAAAGCUCAAAGCUCAGCAUAAAGAAACGUGUGACUUACUAAAGGAAAAAGAAAAUGAACUUCAUUCACUUCAGACGCAAAAUAAACAUUUGCUGCAAUUGAGUAAGGAUCGUAAUCUUGGCGAACGGGAGAAGCUGCAGAUGCAAGUAUCAGAUUUAAAUCAUAGGAUAAAUUUGCAGCAGGAUACGAUACAGACGCUCAACCGGAAAUUGACUUUGGAAACUAAAAGCUUGAAGCAUCAAUUGAAUCUAGAAGUCGCCAGGCACAGAGAGACACAGAAACACUUGCAAGAAUCUCUUGAGAAGCUGAAGACUUUAGAAGAUCUUCUGGACAAUAGAGAAAGAAGAUUGUAUUACAGUGGACAAUUACCAGUUUUCCAUAAACCGAAAAACAUGGGAUCUCAGUCUCUUACAAAUUUAGCCGAAAGAAGCAACGCGAUAAAGACAGCUAGAACCAAAGGACAAAAUACUGAUAAUGAUUUACUGCCAAUUCUGGCCGAAUCGGAAUCCAUGGACCAUGUAAAAUUUGGGAAAACUAUACCUACGUCAACGGCCGAUUUAUUACCGCUAUCGCCGAAAACAGAAACAAUGGCGAAUCUUCACCGCGUAAGAAAAUUCCGACUUCAAAAGGCUUCAAGUAAUCGCGACGUAUCCACAACGAGAAGUAAAGAAAAAUCAAAUGAAAGAAGAAUCGAGGAAAAUGGCGAAUCAGCUGAGGUGUUGAAUUCUGGAGGAACGCGAAAUUUCGCAGAUAUGAUGGCACAACGUGAGGCAAAUGAUUAUGAAAGAGAAUUACGAAGAUUCGAGGAGAAUUAUGAAAAAAGAAAAGGUCAUGGAAUUUACAAAUUACCCAAAGAAUUAAAAAAAGAAUAUGGAUAUUCAAGUAGCGACACAGACAGUGAAGAGACUAAUAAAGCUCAAGAUCCAUCGAGUAAGUCAAAAGAAUUGCACGCAAGAUUGAUAGAUAAUGAAGAAGAGAGCUCAGAUAUCGACGAUAACAAUGAUAAGAGAAGAACUCCCCGAUUUUUUAACAAUGAUACCAACCAUGAAAGAUUCAUUAAUCAGGAAAUAAUAUUCAGUCACGAAUCCUUGUCGAAAUUGUCAAAGAGCUCGAUUAGACAAAUCUAUGGGAACUUUGAACAUAAAACCGAAAAAAGAUACGCAAGUAUUUCGGAAAGUGAGUCCGAAUUGGAAAUGGAGUCAGGACUAAAAGAAGAUGGUGAAAAAUGUAAAUUUUUACUAAGGCCUGUGCAGGAUGAUAAUAUGGUGAAAUCGGAAAAGAAUAAUCUAAUGGAGGAAUUUUUUAAAUAUGACAUAAACGUAGCAGAAUCAGAAUCAGAAGUAGAUAAAGAGGAAUUGGGAAACACUCAAACUGGAUUAGAAAAUGUUAAACAGAAGUCAAAGAAUUUUGACAUGGGUCAAGAAAGUGUUUCAAGGGACACUUAUGACAAUGGUCAUCAGCGUCUUAUGGACAUUACAAAAUCCUGGAGUGAAUUGCAAGACAAGAUAAUGAAGGAACGUGAAAUAUCAGAAAGACAAUUAAAAGCUUUGGAAAAUAACGCAGAAGAUUCAUCACUUAAAGUGAAAGCAAAAGACUCACUAUUUUUCAAUGAUAAUAUUCACACUGAUAAGAUGUCUUUAUCGGAUCUUUCAGUUUUAGAAUAUAAUGCAGCAGACAAGGAGUCUCAUUUCAAUAAAGUGGAUAAAGCAAAGCAAUUUGUUACACAAGAAAAUAUGAAUGUUACUGUAGAAGCAAAUACAUAUAAAUCCAAUGAAUUACUUGAAUCACCAAUAGAGUCCGGCGAAGGAAAUGCAGAGACUGCUCCGAAAGAUGAUUUUGAGAAAGUACUAGAGAGUAAAGCACGAAAUUUUAAAAAUUCUGAAGCAGAUGAAUCGUAUUUAAACAAAAUCGAGGAGGAAUUGAGUAAAAUAGAUUCUGUCCAAGGUAAACUGUCAAGUUUGACAGCAGAAUCUGACAGGAAAGAUUGUGUUAAUUACAUCCUAAAAAGUAGUAUAGAAAUAAGGGAGAAAUUAAACGAUUCCAUAAAAACAGAAAAUUUGCAAAAACUUUUGGAAAAUGCUCAGCAUGUAUCGGAUGCUACAGAGGGAAAAUCUAGUAAGGGUCAUAAAGACGAAAUGUCAAAAGAAGGAAAUUCAUUGAGUUAUAACAAGGAAAAAUUGUUAGCAGCCAUGAAGGCGAUUGAUGACAAUGAGAAUAUUGAAUUUUUGGAUAAUCAAAAAUCCCGAAGGAGCAGCAUUUCGAACAGAUCACAAAUUACUGAAAAUCUCUAUCGUGGAUUACCUAGUCAUGCGAAAAAGAAAGAUGAUCUCAUGAAGGAAAUAUUUGGUGAUGUAAAGGUCGAAAGUAAAAUGCGUAAUGGCUGUAGUAAAUUACACUGAUAUAAAACAAGUCCUUUUUCAAAGAAAAAAAAAGAGAAAAAACUUAGUGCACGAGACAUUCAAAAUAUAUAAAUAAUGCACUGUUAAAUACCAUCUUAGACAGUUUUAAUUAUUUAAAAAAAGAGGAUUUUUUCUCUUUGUAUAAAUUUCCCGUUGAAAAAUAUAAAACAUUAUAAGAUCUUCGGUUAAUCAAGAAAAGAUUCGGUGUUUGAACAAAAAUAUUACAAGAUCCUGUGAACAAUUGAAUAUAACAAAAAAAGUUUGAAAUUGUACAUAUUAUACCUCGUAACGUGUACAAAAGUGUUGCAAUAACAAAAAAAAAAUAAAAAUGUAUCACAAUUCCCCUAGAGGCAAAUAAAUAAUUUCAUACGCAAUGAA
Molecule: messenger RNA, 3553 nt
Organism: Cephus cinctus (wheat stem sawfly)
Lineage: Eukaryota; Metazoa; Arthropoda; Insecta; Hymenoptera; Cephidae
Product: lebercilin
Exons: 9
Coding region: 305-3175 (956 amino acids)
Biological process (GO): intraciliary transport
Cellular component (GO): axoneme
Source: RefSeq, a predicted model, not a curated record